GAGGAUGCAAUCAGACAAAUCUUAGAAGAAAUGAAAGCACUUUUUGAGCAGAACCAGAAAGACGUGAGUGCUACAAUUGCUGGAGAGAAUGGUCUAUAUUCUGGUGUACAACUAAGGCAUUCGGCUCUGGAGCGUAACAAACGAUGUCUUCUUGCUUACUUAUACAACAGAUUAGAACAAAUCCGGAGAAUGAGAUGGGAGUUUGGGAGUGUUCUGCCUCCAGAGGUCAAGUUCAACAUGUGUGAACAGGAGAUCCAGUGGUUUAGCAAGUACAACAAGAUGCUGGCUACUUAUAUGAGAUCUAUAGGAGGAGAGGGAGGAUUAGACCUUACUCAGGACCUAAAGCCCCCCAAAACACUGUACAUAGAGGUGAGAUGUUUAAUGGACCAUGGGGAAUUUGAAACGCAAGAUGGAAAUAUUCUGUUGUUAAAGAAGAAUAGUCAGCACUUCAUGUUACGAUCAGAGUGUGAACAUUUAAUUCGUCAGGGAAUCUUGGAGCACAUUGUACAUUAGA
Molecule: messenger RNA, 514 nt
Organism: Saccostrea cuccullata (small rock oyster)
Lineage: Eukaryota; Metazoa; Mollusca; Bivalvia; Ostreida; Ostreidae
Product: DNA replication complex GINS protein PSF1-like
Exons: 6
Biological process (GO): DNA replication; DNA strand elongation involved in mitotic DNA replication
Cellular component (GO): GINS complex
Source: RefSeq, a predicted model, not a curated record